UUCUAACAAGUAUUUUACAUACAAAGUGUGUUUUUUUUUUUUGUCUUAAAAAUGAUUUACAAACUGAGUAAUUACAUUCUCACCCCUUCUUGAGAGGGCACAUAGACAAUGUGCGCUGAAUAAGUCGAAGAACCAGUACAGCGCAAGAUAGCUCCUUCCCAUAGAUAAAGCUUAUCCUCUUCCCCCUUCAUGCGCUCUAACUCAUAAAUUUCUUCCCCGCCAUUUUUCCACUCUUCCCUCCUCCAAAUUUUUGACCGUUAGUUUCACAAUUUUCUGUUUUGCAGCUUCAAAUCAAUUGUAAAGUUGUCUGAAUGAUUGCUGCAAAAAAUGACAGUUAAUGGAAGUCAGAAUAUGGAAUCCUCUGAGAAUGAAACAGAUCUGUCACAGGACAACAUUGAGUCUGCAGAGGGAAUAUCAGAGGAUGCUAUAUUGUCACGACAAACAUCAGUCAACCUAGUUCCAUUUAUCGGCCAGAGAUUUGUUUCUCAAGAUGCUGCCUAUGAAUUUUAUUGCAGCUUUGCCAAGCAAUGUGGCUUUUCCAUCAGGCGCCACCGCACUCGGGGAAAAGAUGGGGUGGGACGGGGAGUCACACGAAGGGACUUUACCUGCCAUCGUGGUGGACAUCCACAGGCGAAACCUAGUGAGGAAGGGAAGUUGCAAAGGAAUAGAAAAUCAUCACGGUGCGGCUGUCAAGCAUACAUGAGAAUAGUGAAACGGUCAGAUUUGGAUGUCCCUGAAUGGCGUGUCACUGGAUUUAGUAACAAUCACAAUCACGAACUUCUUAAAUCAGUUGAAGCACAAAUCCCUCCAUCGCACUGCACCAUUUCUGCUGAUGACAAAAGUCGGAUUUGCAUGUUUGCAAAAGCUGGAAUGUCAGCCCGCCAGAUGUUGAGAUUGAUGGAGCUUGAGAAAGGCGUUAAAUUAGGUUGCUUACCAUUCACUGAAUUACAUAUCAGAGACCUGCUACAGUCUUUCAGACAUGUUGAUAAAGAUAACGAUGCUAUUGACCUCAUCAGCAUGUGUAAGAGAUUAAAAGAUGAAAAUUCUUAUUUCAAGUAUGAUUUUAAAUUAGAUGGUCAUAAUAGAUUAGAGCAUAUUGCUUGGUCAUACCCUUCAUCCAUCCAAAAGUAUGAAGCCUUUGGGGAUGCAAUAUUGCUGGACACUAAUCAUCGUCUGGAUGCUUAUGAUAUGCUUCUAGGCCUUUUGAUUGGGGUUGAUAAUCAUGGAAAGGCUUGUCUUUACAGUUGUGUUCUUUUGCGGGAUGAAAACCUGGAGUCCUUUACUUGGGCAUUGAAGACAUUUUUAUGUUUUAUGAAAGGAAAAGCACCACAAACCAUUUUGACUGAUCAAAAUAUGUGGCUCAAAGAAGCGAUCACUUGUGAAAUGCCUGAAACCAAACAUGCAUUCUCUAUAUGGCAUAUCAUUGCCAACUUGUCAGACUGGUUUUCUUUGCCACUUGGGUCUCAUUAUGAUGGUUGGAAGACCGAAUUUUAUCGUCUUUAUAGCUUGGAAAUGGUUGAUGAGUUUGAAGCUGAAUGGAAGGAGAUGGUUGAUAGAUAUGAACUACAGUCAAAUAAACACAUCAUCUGCCUUUAUGCAUUACGGGACUUUUGGGCUCUAUCUUUCUUGAGACGCUACUUCUUUGCUGGACUCAUGAGUAGAUCUGUGACAGACUCCAUUAAUGCUCUCAUUCAAAGGAUAUUAAGUGUACAAUCUACACUUGAUUGUUUUAUUGAUAAAGUAGCCGAUAUUGCAGAGUAUGAUGACCAUGGUGGAUCAAAGCUGAAAAUGCAGCAAAAUGAGAAAGUUUCUUUAAAAACAGGUUCCCCAAUGGAGUCGCAUGCUGCUACUGUUUUUACGCCUUUUGCCUUUUCUCUCCUCCAAGAAGAGCUCGUUUCAGCCCCUCAAUAUGCCUCCAUUAUGGUUGGCGAAGGUUGCUUCCAGAUCAGACACCACACAGAGAUGGACGGAGGAUGCAAAGUGAUGUGGGACCCUAGUCAAGAACUCAUUCAUUGUAGUUGUCAUCAGUUUGAGUUUUUAGGCAUCCUUUGUCGUCAUAUUCUUCGUGUUCUCUCAACAAAUAACUGUUUUCGCAUCCCAGACCCUUAUCUGCCUUUGAGGUGGCGCCUUGUAUCGAAUGAGCACGUUGAAAAAGAGCAAACAGAGAAGGUCAAAUUUCUGGAAGCCAUAGCUUCCACAAUUGUUUCAGAAUCAGUGGUAACUGAAGAACGCCUGACUUUUGCAUGUGAGCAUAUGUCAAUGGUACUGGCUCACAUCAAACAACUCCCUAAGCUGAACAAUCAUAAUGAAGCAAAUGAAAUGGGUAUCAAUAGCUCAACAGGUUCACUGAUUAUACCAGGAGUCGAAGCUUCUGAUAGUAUUGCUCAGAGUUUUGCCCUUGGAAAUCCUCACGAAUCUUUCUUGGUCAAGUUGAAAGAAACAAAUCCAAAUCCUGGGCUUGAUAAUAAUAUGUCUGGAAAAAGAAGGCGUGCUAUUCCUUGUGAACAAUAUGCUCAUGCUGCAUGUGAUAGUGCAAUUAUUGAAGGUAAUAGCGUGCAUGCUGAUGGAGAUGCAUUCUGCGGCUUCUUGUAAAUUAGGAUCCUAGGGGUAAGUUGAAUUCUGCCUAUUUAAUCAAACAAAUGUAUAUAGAUACUAUCACCAUUUGUGGUCAAUUAUAGAGCUUACUGAAUUCCCAUA
Molecule: messenger RNA, 2697 nt
Organism: Chenopodium quinoa (quinoa)
Lineage: Eukaryota; Viridiplantae; Streptophyta; Magnoliopsida; Caryophyllales; Amaranthaceae
Product: protein FAR1-RELATED SEQUENCE 11-like
Exons: 4
Coding region: 328-2592 (754 amino acids)
Biological process (GO): regulation of DNA-templated transcription
Molecular function (GO): zinc ion binding
Source: RefSeq, a predicted model, not a curated record